Messenger RNA from Phyllopteryx taeniolatus (common seadragon), 2738 nucleotides. It is a transcript of the gene foxq2, whose product is annotated as forkhead box Q2. Gene Ontology annotation, molecular function: DNA-binding transcription factor activity, RNA polymerase II-specific; RNA polymerase II cis-regulatory region sequence-specific DNA binding. The transcript is spliced from 2 exons. Gene Ontology annotation, biological process: cell differentiation; regulation of transcription by RNA polymerase II; anatomical structure morphogenesis. The record is from RefSeq and is a predicted model, not a curated record. NCBI's taxonomy places the organism in Eukaryota, Metazoa, Chordata, Actinopteri, Syngnathiformes, Syngnathidae. Bases 525 to 1313 code for a protein of 262 amino acids.
UGACUCUACAGCAUGCAUCCCCGGCGCUCCGUGUCUCGCGCAGUCCUGAGUGUUUAAUCUCCCGUAAUUACACAGAUUUGCUGAGGUUAAUAAAAAUAAUCCGCCCAAAUUGAGACCCCCUACCUCGACCUCCCCUGUGCCUCCUUUGCCCCUUUCUGUGAGGGAUCAAUUCACGGUCAUAUAAAUAGUGCGAAGCCCAACUUUGAUUGAGGAGGAUUGCGGAAUGUACGGCUAACCGAAGAGGCUCCGACGCUUCGAUAAAAUCCGGUGUUUUGAAAAAGUCGCCACGUUCAACCUAACAAACAGACUGACGUCAUUUCCACGCCAUUGAGAUCGUGUCGCCGAUAAGCGCAUCAAGGUUAACGACAGUUGAGAGGCUCAUCUUUAUCUGUGAUCUUGUCAAUGCUACGACUCGGGCGAGAGCAGCCAGGGGCGCGAGACUAGGCCAUGCUUUAAAAGCCCAAUUUUUCUAAAGACCACAGAGAAUUUUUCACUGAUUAGCUGAAUCAUACGAUUUGUGAAUCAUGAGUGCCAGGUAUUUAACACCAGAGAUGAUGACGGAGGACAGGAGCGGCCGAGAGCGACUGGGACUGAGCUUCACCAUCGACUACCUCCUGUUCAAUAUGGGACCCAAAGAUUCCGCGGGGCAACCGAUGGCCGAGCAGACGUCGCUCGAUUGUCACAAACCCAAAGAGGUGGUCGCCGUACAGGAGAGGUCAGCAGAGACCGGCGAAAGGGAUGGCAGAGGAGAAGAGGGGGAUGGAGAGCAACAACAGGAGGGGGAGGAGGAGGUGACCACUACCACUACUGCAACGUCCGACAAAAAACCAAACCAGUCGUACAUCGCGCUCAUCUCCAAAGCCAUCAUGGCGUCGGAGCAGAAGAAGCUGCUGCUGUGCGACAUCUACCAGUGGAUCAUGGACCACUACCCUUACUUCAAGAGCAAGGAUAAAAACUGGAGGAAUAGCGUGCGCCACAACCUGUCGCUGAAUGACUGCUUCAUCAAAGCCGGACGCAGCGAAAACGGCAAAGGGCACUUCUGGGCCAUCCACCCCUCAUACUACAAGCACUUUUCAAACGGGGACUACCACUGCCGGAGGACGCGACGGAGGGUCCGCCGGGCGGCCGUGCAGCUCCCGCUCUCACCCCUCAGCUCGCCCUACCACGUCGCCCGCCACCACCGUGGGGCCUGCUGGUACUGCCCACAAGUCCACGCGCUAUCUUUAUCCUGUUUUGCCCCCAGACUCUACUGGCCUUGGUCCAGUGUACAAGUUUCAGGUUUUCACCCUGGCCUGCAUGUCUCUGGACCUUAAGGCUGAACCAAAACAUUUUAGUGGGAUUGUGAGUUUGGCAUUGAUUCACUGUAAUUUUAGAUUCAGAUUUGUUUACGCUUAUGUCAUUGUUGGACCACACCGACCUGAUACCCGUACAUAAAAGAGAAAAAUGUCUUAUAAUGAAAAGUAACUCCCUAUUUUAGAAUACUUUAAUUACUUCCAUAAAUUGUUGAUUGUAAUUUUGAUCUCAUUUUUCGUUUAUUCUUUAAUGUAUGAGAAUUUAUGUACUGCGGAAUGACUUCGGACUGGAUUUUGGGUCCAUUAAAUCUUUAUGAUAUUGAAAUUUAAAUUUUCAUGCAACAUCCACAUUUUGCUAUUGUCGCUCGUGAAUGGCUGGAUGUCCACUUUCGUGGGAGAUGGCUGGGUCGUUGUGUUCAUAUGAGUGGGCAGCGAAGCGUCCAGACUUAACACCAUGAGACUUUUUUCAUGUCGCUUGGUUGAGGAGCCAGUCUGUACCAAACGACCAAGACUUUGGAAGGAAUUUAACGGUAUAUACGAGAAGUUGUCUUCCAAACCACACGAGUUCCUGUUGAAAUCAGCUGACACUAUUCCUGGGUAGCUUGAGAAGCUCGGAGAAAAUUCUGAUGCCUUUACUUAAUUUUAAAUAAAACCUCAAGCUAAAUGCUUUCUUCCCAUACAAACUAGUUGUAAUUGUAUGUAACAAUGUAUAUUUUAGAAAAGGGGGUUGAUUUUCAAUCACGCUGUACUGUGCAAAAGGCUAUACCACUAGCUUUGUUGUUUAAGCACCUUUUUUAUGAGUCAAUUCAACUAAAUCAAGGGUGUUCAAACUACAAGAAAACCGAAGGCUACACAGAAGCCUACUUUAAUAUUAUUAUUUUUUUCAACUUUUGUUGAUUAAAAAAAAAAAAUCAAACGUGUCAAAAUAUUCCCAGCAAGAAACAGUUUACUUCUCAGCAUGUUUUUUUUUUUGUAAAACCUUCUUUUCUAUUCAGCAUGGCCCUAAUUCUCCUUAAUGCUCUGAUGCAGGUCGCGGGCCAAUACAAAAGGAGCCAUGGGCCACAAAUGGCACCUAGGCCCGACUUGGGACACCCCUGUACAAAGUGAACAACAGAGUAUAUUGGGAUAGAUGCAAAUAGCAGGAUUAUGCAAAAACCACAAAACUGAACUUUGUUGCUAAGUGGCACAGAGGCUAAGAAAGAAGCCAUUAGUUUCUGGUGAGGAUCUGAAUAAAAGUGCUUAUACACCUCCCAGAAUCAGAGUGAUGCUCAUCUGUUCAUCAUCUUUCCAUGUACCAGGAAGAAAGUUGCGUGUGAACUCACAAACAGAUGGUCAAACACCUUGGUCUUGUCAUAUCUGUGUUCUACUAAGUGACAUUUUAGUUAAUAAGACUUUUGCACAGUACUGUGCGCUAUCUUGCGUUAAUGACCAAAGUUGAAAUGUUUA